Messenger RNA from Eucalyptus grandis, 921 nucleotides. RefSeq lists its product as uncharacterized. Bases 92 to 844 code for a protein of 250 amino acids. The transcript has 2 exons. The record is from RefSeq and is a predicted model, not a curated record. Lineage: Eukaryota; Viridiplantae; Streptophyta; Magnoliopsida; Myrtales; Myrtaceae.
CCGGCCACUCACGAGAUGCCAUGUGGAGGUUUGGGCCCCACUUGUGUCUUCUGCCUUCUUCCCCUCUCUCUCUCCUCUUCCUAGCCUGCCGAUGCCCUCUCUCCUCCUAGCCUGCACGCUCUCUCUCUCUUGUCAGAGCAUUUAUUGCGGACGUUUUCUCUUUCCUUCGUUUGAGAAAGAAAACGCCGUUCGGACGCACGUCCCUCUCCAUUUCUUUCCUUUCGAAUUUUUGAAUCUGAAAUUCUCUCUCCGCGCUCGUUCCCCUGCCAUCGCCGAGCAUCAAGCGGCCGUUCCCCUGCCGUCGCCGACGAACCACAGUACGGCCGCUGCUACUCCGGUGCUCGCUCGCUUCUCUCUUCGGGCUCGUUGCUGCUCCGUCGUUCGUUCCGCCGUUCCCGGGGUCGCAGAUGCAGCACGCGUAGGAGAAGCAGGCCUCUUCGAGCUCCCCUCAACGUCGGCGAGCGUCGCCCGCCGAGCGAGACCCCCACGCACCGGAAGGCUCGGAGGCGAGGUUGCUGGAAAAGCUGGUGCCGUACGCGAAACGCGACGCCGACGGCCCUCCACCUCCGCCGGUUGCCUCCAUCGGCGUCGGAGUCCGUCGCCCCCGACUCCGACGCCAACGCCCCUUCGCCUCCCUCUCGCGACCUCCGCUCCGCUCUGUCCCUCUUUCCUCUGCGGAGCGCCCCUACUGGCCAACCCCGCGAGCAACCUCUUUCCGAGUCUCCGUCUCCUUCGCAACCAGCUUCGGUUUGACCAAUCGGCUGGGGCGUGCUCGAGGGGCCUUGAUCAACUCGAUUCUUGCUUUGCUGGCCAUCCUCUUAGAAAAAAGGCGGCUCGUGAUUAGUUGUGUCUUGGCUUUGUAAUGGACCAAGAGUCCCGAGUGGAUGAGGACUUCCCCCUCUUCCAGAAAUGCUCCAAACA